AUGUCAUCCCAAUCUUUCAUUUGGCUUAUUACAGGGGCCAGCCGAGGGCUCGGAUUCGAGCUCACCAAACAAGUUGUCGCAUCCGCGUCAAAUAUUGCCAUAGCUUGUUGUAGGAACCCCGACGGCGCGACAAAGUUGCGCGCACUGCAAAGCUCCCCUGGCAAGUUGCACUUGGUUGUCAUGGACGUAGGUAGCGAAAAAUCCAUGCGCGACUCUGUGCACACGGUCGAUGCAAUCCUUGCUGGCAGGGGUAUCGAUUAUCUGUACAACAAUGCCGGUAUCGCACUAGCAGACGACACUCCGUACAAUCUCUCGUACGAACACCUUCUGGAAGUCACAAAGGUCAAUGUUGCAGCGCCUGCUCUCCUGGCACAGCUGUAUCUGCCUUACAUCGAGAAGAGCCAGCGGAAGGUGAUCGUCAACGUCUCGAGCAGUCUUUCCAGCAUCGCAAGCGACAGAGGAACUAAGCAUGCGACAUAUUGCAUCACAAAGACUGCGAUGAAUAUGCUGACAUAUAAGCAAGCGAAGACACGGCCAGAUGUUACAGUGAUUGCUAUCGAUCCAGGAUUUGUCAGGACCGACCUCACCGGCCCACACGCAGACCUCGAUCCAGAAGAGAGUAUCAGCGGCGUUCUGAAGGUCUUGACUACUGUCACUACAGCUGACAGUGGUAAAUUCCUCAGAUACAAUGGCACAGAGCUUCCAUGGUGA
Fibroporia radiculosa is the source of this 711-nucleotide messenger RNA. RefSeq lists its product as uncharacterized. NCBI's taxonomy places the organism in Eukaryota, Fungi, Basidiomycota, Agaricomycetes, Polyporales, Fibroporiaceae. Gene Ontology annotation, molecular function: oxidoreductase activity, acting on the CH-OH group of donors, NAD or NADP as acceptor. The record is from RefSeq and is a predicted model, not a curated record. Bases 1 to 711 code for a protein of 236 amino acids. The transcript has 5 exons.